AUGGAAGUACCUACGCUAGCCAUUCCGGGAGAAUCUUCCAGUUCUCAACAGUACACGCCCGAGCAGCUCCAGCAGCUCAAAGAUGCUCAACAGCAGCAGUACUUACAGCAACAACAGCAGGUCCAAAGUUUUGGCCAACUUCAACGUAAGAAGGCACCAGAAGGGUCCGCUGAAUGGUAUUUUGACCAAGGUUUUGAAUGGAUGGGAAAUCACCCAGUUAUCACGGGGUUUGGAGCAUUAGGAUUAGCAUAUUUUGCAGCUGGAUUUGUAAAGUCAAAGCAACCAGGAUUGAACGGUAAAGCGUUUAUCAAAGGUGGGUUUGGCCAGAAGAUGACUGCUAGAGAAGCGUUGCAGAUUUUAAACUUAAAAGAAACGAAUUUGUCAGUUGCCAAGUUGAAGGAGCAGCACAGAAAAUUGAUGAUGGCUAACCAUCCGGACAAGGGAGGAUCCAGUUUUGUGGCCACCAAGGUGAACGAGGCCAAGGAUUUCUUGGAGAAGAGAGGAGGAAUGAAGAAGAAAUAG
Messenger RNA from Dujonia railenensis, 522 nucleotides. NCBI's taxonomy places the organism in Eukaryota, Fungi, Ascomycota, Pichiomycetes, Serinales, Debaryomycetaceae. The record is from the annotation of a GenBank genome assembly.